GGUCCCCCCCCGGGACCCUUUAGACUAGGGGCUAUAUACUUAGUUCACUUGACUCCUACCCACAGAUAGGAAUCUACUGUUACUACUCAGCACUUUUUGCUUUAUAUAUUCUAUACUAAAAAUUGAAACGAGAGUUAUUGAUGCUCUCUGCCGUGCCGACACGGCUUCGAUAAAGAUGAGCACCACAAAUCGAGAUGGCGCAGCACAGCAUGGUUCACAUAGCUCAACUCGUUUAGACAAAGAAAACGAGGGACCUAUACAGUCCUCGGACAUCACUUUGCAUUCAGAUUCCUCUUCGUCGAUUGGGGAAGAUCCUGAAAAAAAUGCCGAGGGCACUCGCAGCACGGACCUGGAGAUGCUAGAGAGGUCGAUGUCAACACCACACUCGACCAGACAGGGACACCAGGAGAAAGCACCGGAAAAGGACCCGAACCUGGUGGAAUGGAACGGCCCGGACGAUCCAGAGAACCCUCAGAAUAUGCCAAAGUGGAAAAAAUGGGUCCUGACUAUGACCUUGUCUUCCUUGACGAUGUGGAUUACUUUCGCUAGUAGUGUGUUCUCGACAGCAACCGUGGUGACUGCAAAGGAGUACAACGUUUCAACCGAAGUUAUGACUUUAGCGACGAGUUUGGUGGUGUUUGGGUUCGCAGUCGGACCGUUGGUGUGGUCACCCCUCUCAGAAUUAUACGGACGGAGACUACCAUUGUUCUCUGGCUAUGCUAUCUUUGCGAUCUUCCAAAUCCCUGUUGCAGUGGCACAGAAUGUUGAAACCAUCAUGCUGUGCCGUUUUCUCAUGGGUGUGUUUGGUUGCUCUCCCCUGGCCGUGGUGGGUGGCGCCAUGGCUGACUUCUGGGACCCGGUGGACCGUGCUGUGGCCAUUGCUUGUUUCUCGGCGGCGACCUUCGUUGGACCUGUCAUUGGUCCUAUUGUGGGUGGCUUCAUUACAGAGUCGCACCUUGGUUGGCGGUGGACAGCUUGGAUUACAUUGAUAGCCUCGGGCUCGUUCGGUACUCUUGCGCUCUUUAUAGUUCCAGAAACCUAUGGUCCGGUCAUCCUUCAGAAACGUGCGGCUCGCCUGCGUCGGGAGACCGGUAACUGGGCGUUGCAUUCGUUCUUGGAUGAACAUCGCCCAACUGCAUCGGAAAUCGUCACAAAAUAUCUCCUGCGUCCGAUCCAAAUGCUUUUCCUCGAACCGAUUCUUUUGGCCAUUACGAUUUACCUAGCCUUUAUCUAUGGUAUUCUCUAUCUGUUUUUCGAGGCGUACCCAGUCUCCUUCCAGGAAGUUCGAGGCUGGACGAAUGGGGGUGUGGCAGGACUGCCGUUCAUUGGUAUCAUGAUUGGAGUCCUCUGCGGUGUCGCUUUGAUCAUCUGGCAGACAAAGACUCGCUUUGCACGGAAAUUGGCGAAACACGGUAGAGUCGUGCCCGAAGAGCGCCUGGUUCCCAUGAUGAUUGCUUCGGUCCUGUUGCCAGCCGGUCUCUUCUGGUUUGGUUGGACCUCGGAUCGUAACGUGUCGUGGGUGCCACAGGUGAUUGCAGGUGUGCCCAUAGGGAUGGGUAUCUUGGUUAUCUUUAUGCAGGGCCUCAACUACAUCAUUGACGUUUACAUGAUGUUUGCCAACUCGGCUAUCGCUGCCAACACCUUGAUCCGGAGUAGUUUGGGUGGCGCCUUUCCACUCUUUGCCGUGCAAAUGUACCAUAGACUGGGCGUCAACUGGGCAUCUAGUCUACUUGGAUUUCUUACCAUCGCCAUGAUACCCAUCCCAGUUAUCUUCUUCUUUUAUGGUAAAAAGAUACGUGCGAUGAGCAAGUUUACACCGAAGUUCUAAGGUUGGCGUUUGCCAGACUUGGGCAUCAUCUCAUCUUCCGCUCCAUUAGAGACCAAGCAAUACAUAUAUCAAGCAUGGUAUGCAUGUUGUCUCAUUUUUGAUCGUUAGCUCAGCGUCAUAAUUGGGCUCUUAAACGAUAAUGUUUAUUUCCUAGAGGUGUUCAUUGCAUAGCGAGGAUACACUGUAUGAAUGUUGGUAAUGUUUACUUUUGAUCUCCUCUUGAUUACCAUGUACUUAGCAAAAAAAAAAGAGAUUGAAGGCAUCAA
Messenger RNA from Aspergillus alliaceus, 2094 nucleotides. Its product is annotated as MFS transporter. The coding region runs from base 176 to 1828 and encodes 550 amino acids. Gene Ontology annotation, biological process: transmembrane transport. Lineage: Eukaryota; Fungi; Ascomycota; Eurotiomycetes; Eurotiales; Aspergillaceae. Gene Ontology annotation, molecular function: transmembrane transporter activity. The record is from RefSeq and is a predicted model, not a curated record. The transcript is spliced from 2 exons.